This is a messenger RNA of Microbotryum saponariae, 2196 nucleotides long. Lineage: Eukaryota; Fungi; Basidiomycota; Microbotryomycetes; Microbotryales; Microbotryaceae. The record is from the annotation of a GenBank genome assembly.
AUGUCGGUCAUCAGUCGCAGUACGGUCUCGCCAGCUCCAGCAUCUAUACCCGAUCCCAAGACGACGAAUCACCGCCUACCCGAUCCUCCGCGGCCACAGCCGCAGGAGCAACAGCAGCUGCAUCCGCGGCGGUCAGCGGCCUCGCGACGGCGGUCGAAGCGUGUCAACGCGCUCGGAUGGUGCAUGCAACGACAACUCGGUACGUCAGCGUGGGCCUCACCCGUGGACGAGCGAAAGUACUGGUAGCACACCCCUCGACCAGCGCUGCACCACUGACAUCCGGCUACCCCGCACUCGGUACAUUGGCCAACAGGUGUCUCGUUGAGCGUCAUCGUCGUCGUGCUCGCAGUCAAUGCCGCCUCGAGGGCCGAACUGUUCCUCUCGACGCGGUGGACACCGGCACCGUCGUACCAUCUGCGCAACCCGUUCUCUCGCUUCCUGUACCUCUCGUUCCGGCUACCCGACUCGGAUCUGUAUUACAAGGGUAGAGAGUACGUCACGCCGCCGCUGCUCCACGAGAUCGCGCUCGCUCUUCGCAGCCGUAGAACCAAGAGAUAACCGCGUCGAAUCCGCGCCAAGAAUGUUGCUCAUCCCCCGCUUGUUUCCACCCGCGUUGCCUCGUUUUUUAUUUUUUUUAUUUUUUUCUCUUACAGUGACGCGUACUUCAUCGCUUGGUGGGUCGUCGUGUUUUGGUUCUUGAGGGAGGCGUUGAUGAGGUGGGUCUUGGCGCCAUUCGCGAGGCGGAGCGGCAUCAAGGAGGAGCGCAACGUGGUCAGGUUCGCCGAGCAAGGGUGGUCGGUGUUCUACUACGGUGAGUUCUCUGUUCGUGCGAUUUCGGCUGUUCCUUAUGGAUCACUGAUGUUUUUAAGAAUCAUCCUCGGGGAUGUAGUCAUAUUUUGGUCGCUUGGCCUGGUGAGUGGGCGAUACUUGAAUUAACCCGUCCUUCAGAGUCCCCUCAGCCGGUUCUAAAGGGAGCCAGUUGCUUACGUUUUCCCGUCCCUCACACGCGCUGCAUUACUACAGUACAUCAUGCAAACAAGCCCUUAUGCCUGGCUCAAUACGCGCGAGUUCUACGUCGGGUACCCGCACAUCGCCAUUUCGGGCCUCACCAAAUUCUACUGUCCGUUCCCUUCGCCAUGGAUGCGCCGUUUGAUCUGGUGUUUGGUGCUGAUCCUACCCCCUUUUUUUACUCGCUCUCUUUAGACUUGGCUCAAACGGCUUGUGAGUUGUCACUCGUGCGGAACUGGAGAUGCAAAGUUGCUUAGCCGAAUUAUUUUCUAUGUCGCAGUCUGGGUUCAACAGAUCAUCGUGAUCAACCUAGAGGCUAAGCGCAAGGACUACUACCAAAUGUUCACGCAUCAUAUCAUCACCACCCUUCUGAUGAUGUUGAGUUAUAUUCAAAACUGGACACGUAUCGGGACGGCGAUCUUGUGCACGAUGGACGUGGCGGAUAUUCUUCUCUCGGUUAGUCGCGUCGACACUCGCAAAAGGGCCAUGCGUAAAGUUCUGACCCAUACGUUCCCCGCUCAGUCCGCGAAAUUGAUCAAGUACUGCGACCGACCUCAAGCCGCAGAUGUCAUGUUUGCCGUCUUCCUCGUGGUGUGGAUCGCGACCCGACACGUCGCGUUCGGGAUGAUCACCUAUAGCGUCUACGCCGAAGCCCACCAGAUCCUCGAAUACGACUGGCGCCCCCAGGACGGUUACUUCCACUCCUGGUGGGCCAUGUUCAUCUUCAAGUUCUUGUUGACGGCGUUGCAGGUUCUUUUGGUGAUUUGGUUGGGCAUGAGUAAGUGCUUGGAGGGAACACUCGAUUGGCUUUCAGCGAUGUGCUGACGUCCCUACGCUUGCCGAUUGUGCCUUCUGACAGUCCUGAGAGUUGUGUGGAAAAUGGUGGUUGUUGGGGCGGUUGCCGAGGAUAUUCGCAGCGAUGAUGAGGCCGAGAGCGAGGCCGAGGAGGACGACCAGGACAGUGAGAUGGACAACGAGAAGGAAUGCGAGUUGAAGCGACUGGUCAAGGGUCGCGAGAAGGUCGGGACCGCGUUCUCCAAUGGGCAUUCGCGUUCGACGAGUACGGAGGUGGAUGAACGACCAAAGGCUCUGCCGUUGCCCAAGGAUCUGACAGUCAAGGCGACGAAUGGGCAUGGCAAGACGCUAGUCGAAAGCCACGAAGUGACCCGGCGGACCAACUGUCGGUAA